This is a messenger RNA of Frieseomelitta varia, 1294 nucleotides long. Its product is annotated as odorant receptor 4-like. The record is from RefSeq and is a predicted model, not a curated record. The transcript has 5 exons. Lineage: Eukaryota; Metazoa; Arthropoda; Insecta; Hymenoptera; Apidae. Gene Ontology annotation, biological process: sensory perception of smell; detection of chemical stimulus involved in sensory perception of smell. Gene Ontology annotation, cellular component: plasma membrane. Gene Ontology annotation, molecular function: odorant binding; olfactory receptor activity. Bases 1 to 1221 code for a protein of 406 amino acids.
AUGGCGAACAACCCCGCAACAACAGAAAAAACUCUUGAUAGUCCGAGCGACUACAGCUUGCAGUUAAAUCGAUGGUUACUAAAACCAAUAGGCGCCUGGCCGGCGUUCACAUCAACAUCCAGAUGCGAUAGGAUUAUUUCGUUUCUUUUAGUCACUCUCUGUUAUGGCCUCGUGUUAUUCACCGUGAUCCCUUGCAUACUCCACCUUAUUUUCGAAGAUGAGACUGUUUACGCGAAGCUAGAAAAAUUUGGUAUUCUCAGUCACUGGAUCUUCGGUGGCAUCAAUUACACGAAUUUACUGCUGCAAAGCAGGGACAUUCAAUAUUGCAUCCGUCAUAUGCAAACUGACUGGAAAGAAGUAAAAAGACCAGAACACUUACGCGUGAUGAUGAAGCACGCCAAAAUCGGGCGUCUGGUCGCCGCUGUUCGCAUUUUUUUCAUGCAAAGCGGCAUGUUGACGUACUACGUGGGGAAAGUGGUCGCCAGGGAAACCAUCAUAAUCGGAAAUCAGACCAAAAUCAUUCGUGUGUUACCCUGUGCUGUGUAUAAGAAUUUAAUUCCGUUUGAUACCAGCCCGACGUACGAAAUAGUCUUCGCUCUACAAUUUAUGUCUGGGUGGAUUGCGAAUAUGAGCGCUCUCGGCGCUCUUAGCAUCGGUGUCGUGUUCACGUCUCACGCCUGUGGUCAAUUGACCAUCUUGAUGACGUGGAUCAAGGAAUUUAUGAAUCGGCCUAAAGACGAGAAGAACAACCUUGAGUUAAACGAAAUAGGUGAGAUCGUCGAGUAUCAUAUCAAAGUGUUGAGUUUCGUAGCAGGCAUCGAGAAUGUAAUGACUGGAUUCUGCUUCAUCGAAAUGCAGAAAAGCAAACUUGAAAUAUCCAUGCUUGGGUAUUUCAUUAUCACAGACUGGGCCAACGAUAAUGUUCAAAGCGCAUCCGCGUUUAUCAUUAUAAUAAUAUCCCUGAGUUUCAAUAUCUUCAUACUGUGUUAUAUCGGUGAUAUAUUAACAGAACAGUGCAGAAAGAUUGGCGACGUGGUGUAUGCGACAAACUGGUAUUAUCUGCCCAACAAAGACAUGCUUAACUUGAUUUUGAUCAUCUCAAGAUCAAAUUCUGUGAUCAAGAUUACUGCUGGGAAAAUGACCCACAUGUCCAUAAACACAUUCGGCGAUGUAAUAAAACUGACGUUUGCGUACUUUAAUCUAUUGCGACAAGUAUCAUGACAAUCUGCACAACUAGUAGAACCUGCAUAAAAAUUGUAAGACGUAGGAGAUAAAGAUUUGCAACAAAUAUAUC